UUCCUGUAUUUCACCAUUUCCGAGACGCGAAUCAUGCGAGAGUGAUGGUCAGUGAGUCGCGCGGGUCUCUGAAGGAUCAUGUUGAUUUUAAUCGCACGGUUAUUGUUGUUAUUUAUGACGGUGGUGUGGCUCAUGGCGGAAGGAAAGAUUCCUCCGCCAUUUAGACCUGAAAAAGAACAAUGUAAUAACACCACCUCUGAAUAUUACAUGAAACAACUGGGACUUUGCUGCAGUAGAUGCAAACCAGGGACUCGCUUGUCUGUGCAAUGCAGUACUGCUUCGGACACCAUUUGUGAACCCUGCCCAGAUGGAAUGUACUCAGAGAAUAUGAACCAUUAUCCCAAUUGUUUCAAGUGUCCAACAUGUAGAGAAGAGAAAGGACUGAUGUACGGCAGGAACUGCUCCGCUGAUACCAAAGCUGUCUGUGUUUGCAAGCCUGGAAUGUACUGUUCGAAGUAUGGUUUGUCAUCUGCAUGUGAGGAAUGUAAAAAAUACAAAACCUGCAAACCCGGCGAAGGCGCUCAAAGAAAAGGAACACCUACAGGUGUUGUGAAGUGUGCACCGUGUCCAACUGGGACGUUUUCAGACCGCAGUGGCUCUGAGCCAUGCAGACCACACACCGAAUGUGAAGGUAGUGCAGUUUUAAGGUCUGGCAACUCUACAGAUGACACAGUUUGUGUAGUGAAACCAUUAAAAGCAACGCCGGAAAUAUGGCCCAUGAAUACUAUCAGCACAUCGACUGUUUCUGUAUUGAGCAGCGACGUCAAACACAGCAGCACAGUGACGACAAACGCACAAGGGACCCGAAGCAACCCUCCGCCUGACUACAUGACCAUCAUCUACAUCACUGGUGCUGUUGUGCUGGUUUUGCUGAUUCUGGUUAUGACGGUGGUUACUUGCAAGUUACGAGAACGAAAAGCAGGUUUAACAAAAGUUCCCAUCACAGAUGUCAACACGGUGGAGCAGGAUCCCUCACAGAGCAGCACACCUGACCAUCAGCAUCUGUUACAUGUGGACAGAACCCAGACGGAGCCGUCCAUGAGCUCGUCAGACAGUCAGAGUCAGCCGGACUGCGGUCAGAGCCACAGCAGCAGUGAGUGGCUGGAGCGCAGCAGUCAGGACGAAUGUCCGUCCGUCUCCAGCCCUGUGCUCAAUCUCAGCAUCACGGCCACAUUCAACUGCCAGCUCAACCCGGCCGCGACGUCCUGCUCCAUCCCCAUCAACCCGUCCACUUUGACGCCACACGCCGAAGCCCUGGUGCCGCUUUCUCAAGAGGAGGUCUGUACAUCAUCCUGCCAACAAGAGGACGGCAAAGAAGUGCUGAAGUCGGUGCAGGAGAGUGGCCCGUUCCUAUACUGAACAUCACACGCUUCCAUUCACAUCAAUGCAUUUGCUUUAAACAUGUUGUAUUGUAUGGGCUGAAACACACCAAGCUGACACCAAACAACUAGCAUUGCAAGAGGAUGUGUUUUCUUCUCUGCAGAGGGCAGUGUGUGUUUUCUCAUUCCACAAUGGGAAACUGAACGUCUGACGUGCACAGUCGAAGAGUAAACAGAGCAGUGUUAUCACAGUAAUGGUCACUCAACACGAAGGGAUUCGCUCAUGCAAAUAUAUCUGACAAUCUAAUAAUUCGUAUCAUUUACAAAUAUUUGAGACAUAUACUGAAGUUACAGCCGGCCUCUUUGUGUUUCUUUUUGACUUGAAUUGUUUACUUGCUGUGUCACUUCAUUACUUCACACCCGCGCUCUGAUUUCCUUCAGCUGACGCCGAUUUGCCAUGCUGAAUUGAACCAACGAGCUCCGAUGUUAACCCGACGGGUCGGAACACACCAAGCUGAUGCCAAACAGCUAGCACAAAUGAAACAUAACUGUGUUGUUGCCUUUUGUUGGAUCGCAUCUGGACCAAAAACCUGCAUGUAAAUGCAUCAAACACACCAAAGUCUAGUAAAACCAGAGCCUCGUUCUGUGCCUAGAACGAGUAGUAGGCCAGUAGUAACGCCAGUAGGAGGCAGUGUCGGUUUUCUUGUUCUGCAAAGGGAAACUUAACUUUCAACGUGCUCAGCCAAAGUGUAAACAAAGCAGCGUUCAGUACCAUUAUUACAGAAGUUGUCACUCAACACAGAGGGAUUCACUCAUGCAAAUAUGUUUGAUAAUUCACAUCGUUUGCAAGAAAUGUGUGAAAUAUAGCGAAAUUACGGCCUCUUUGUGAUGUUUUUUUGGCUUGAAAUGUUUACUCGCUUCGUCACUUCCCUAUGUCACACUCAUGGUCUGAUUUAUUUUUUGAAUAACCCGUAAGAGUGGUCUCCUGCCCACAGUGAUUUGACUUGGCCAAAGAGCCUUCUAGGUUAACCCCAUGGGCGGGUACACACCAACCCAAUGCCAAACUGCUAGUGAAAAACCAAACCCAACUGUGUUGUCACAUCUGGACCAAAAAACAGCUCGUGACCACACCAAACGGAUGAUUGGACAUGCUGAAUUGGACCAACUGGGACACACCAAGCCAACGCCAAAAAACUAGCACCAACUAAAUCUGUGUGUUUGCCUCGCAUUAGAUUAUGUCUGGACCAAAAAGCUGUGUGUGAACACACCAAACAAAGGAUUGGACAUGCUGAAUUGUGCCAACCGGGACACGCCAAGCUGACGGCAAACAACUAGCACCAAUGAAACCGAACUGUUGUUGCCUCGUGUUGGAUUGCGUCUGGACCAAAAAACAGCUCGUGACCACACCAAACGGAUGAUUGGACAUGAUAAAUUGGCCCAACCAGGACACACCAAGCUAACGCCAAAAAACUAGCACCAACUAAAUCUGUGUUUUCGCCUCGCAUUAGAUUACAUCUGGACCAAAAAGCUGUUCGUGACCACACCAAACGAAUGAUUGGACUUGCUGAAUUGGGCCAACCGGGACAAACCAAGCCGACACCAAACAACUAGCGCCAAUGAAACCGAACUGUUGUCGCCUCGUGUUGGAUCACGUCUGGACCAAAAAACUGUUUGUGACCACACCAAACGGAUGAUUGGACAUGCUGAAUUGGGCCAACCGGGACACAGCAAGCUGAUGCCAAACAAGCAGCACCAAUGAAGCUCUGUUGUCUCCUCACGUUGGAUUGCGUCUGGACAAAAAAUCUGUGUGUGAACACACCAAACAAAAAGCAGACUCAAAGAAGAACCAUGUUCUGCACCUGUGCAAGAAUACGUGUCUUUCCGCUCCGCAGGGGGCAGCAGGGUCAGUUUUCUUGAACUUCUGCACACACAGACAGUGUAAACAAAGCAGUGUUAAGCUCCAUUAUCACUGUAAUUGCCGCUGGAUUCGCUUGUGCAAAUAUUUCUCAAACUUGAUAAUGUCUUUAUUUUCUUUUUUCACUUGAAUUCUUUACUUGCUACGUCACUUCUCUACGUCACAGUCGCGCUAAAUAACCAAUCAGAGUGCUCUCUUCUGCUAAUGCCCAUUCGACAUGAUGAAUUGCUCUAAUGUUAACCUGUUGUGAGGCGAUGUGUGGGUCACCAAACCAACUCCCCGGACUGACAAAGCUCAACAGCCGACAAAUGGCUUGGUGUGUCCUGUCAUUGUAAAAUAGUAUGCCAUGUAAAUAAGUGUUUUAUAACCAUUUCAUGUCUUAAUGAUACGGUUUACUUAAAACUGACCGUUUACUCACACUCAAAUAGUUCAAUGGAUGUCUUUUAUGCAUUCUUCAGUAUGUUUUCCCCUGUAUUCAACAUAAGACAUAAACUCAAGCAGGUUUGGAACAAGAGUAAAUGAUGAUGGAAGGUUAAUUUUGGGUGAACUGUCCCUUUAAGAGCAGAGUUGCUGAAAGAUUCAUUUGUUUAAAGGGGUUGGGAGAUUCCUAACUGCAAUUUAAUGUCAAACAUAAACAAGAAAGGACAUUUAAUUUAGACUUGGCUCUCAGUAUACUAUUUAAAGGCUAAUUAUCUGCUUUUAUAUUGAUUGGUGUCUGGUUAAACGUCUACACUUAGGAUUAAUGCAUUUACCAAAUAUCUGAAUGCAAAAUAAUGUUAAACUUUGAUGAACAAAAUUGCAUAUAUUGCAUUAUUAUUAUUAUAUAUACAUAAUAGAUAAGUAUUUUUUUAUCAUCAGUCAGUGUAUUGUGGUUAUGCUUUUAACAAACAAAUUGAUUAAAUGUAAACUAUCUGAAUGCAAUAUAAUAAUACACUGGGUUAAACUGGAUGUUUGUUUCUACUUUAGUACCAGUUAAUGUUUUGUGCACUAAUUGAUUUUUUUAAUACAGAAUUUCGUAUGCAUUUCAUGCUAAACAAGGAUAAAAAGGGCAUUUUUCUUGUUGCGAAAUAUAUAUAAGCUCAUGUUACUGUUUAAGAGCUAAUUGGUGUUUUAGUUCAUUUAGUUCAAGUCUUACUUCAUAAUGAUCAAUUGUGUACCCUCAGAUAAAGACAUUUGCUAAAUACUUCUAUGCAAAGUACUGUUAAACACAGGAACAUGUAUUGCACUUUUAUUUGCACUUUGAUUGAUUGAAGGUUUGUAUUGCUGUUUAAUCAAUAAGUAUUUUUUUCAGUUCA
This is a messenger RNA of Danio rerio (zebrafish), 4529 nucleotides long. Lineage: Eukaryota; Metazoa; Chordata; Actinopteri; Cypriniformes; Danionidae. The record is from RefSeq and is a predicted model, not a curated record.